GUUUUAGGAGCGUCUCCGAAGCUUAAAAAGAUUAUUAUUUUUUUUAGGGUUUUACUGGUAAUUAACCGCCAUGGAUCCUUCAGCUAUCAACAGCCCAGAAUUGCUGCAAUUCAUCAAUCAAGAAAAGGAAAGAGCCAUGAUCAACGAGAUGGUGGCAAAGCUCACAACUGUGUGCUGGGACAAGUGCAUCACCAGUACUCCGGGUAGCAAAUUCAGCUCGAGUGAACAAUCCUGCCUUUCGAACUGCGCUCGGCGCUAUUUGGAUAUGAGCGCAUUGAUUAUGAAACGUUUCCAGAACAUGCAAUGAACAUCUUGGAGGUUUUGAUAUGCCCAAUUUCAUUUUUUGAUAUGCCCAAUUUCAUUUGGAAGAUCUGUUUUUUGGGGGCCCCUGUGAUGAGUCAAACAAUUGACAUAUUUUUGUAAUUUUGAAGCUUAUUAUUUUCCUUGAAACCAUUUA
Morus notabilis is the source of this 457-nucleotide messenger RNA. RefSeq names its product mitochondrial import inner membrane translocase subunit TIM8. The record is from RefSeq and is a predicted model, not a curated record. The transcript has 2 exons. NCBI's taxonomy places the organism in Eukaryota, Viridiplantae, Streptophyta, Magnoliopsida, Rosales, Moraceae. The coding region runs from base 71 to 307 and encodes 78 amino acids.